Molecule: messenger RNA, 913 nt
Organism: Scleropages formosus (Asian bonytongue)
Lineage: Eukaryota; Metazoa; Chordata; Actinopteri; Osteoglossiformes; Osteoglossidae
Product: ras-related protein R-Ras2-like
Exons: 6
Coding region: 147-755 (202 amino acids)
Biological process (GO): signal transduction
Cellular component (GO): membrane
Molecular function (GO): GTPase activity; GTP binding
Source: RefSeq, a predicted model, not a curated record
GCUCUCUGCCUCCUGCUCUUUUUUGUUAAGCAAAGAACCCGCGUGCAGCUGCUCCUCCCGCUUCACUCCUCCCACGGGCAGCCCGUGCGCGCACACAGCGGCGCGGGGUUGGAACGGCAGCGGAUCGGCGGCGCGCCGCGGCCCCGAUGGCGGCGUGGAAGGACGGCGCGGCGCAGGAGAAGUACCGGCUGGUGGUGGUGGGCGGCGGCGGCGUGGGCAAGUCCGCGCUCACCAUCCAGUUCAUCCAGUCUUACUUCGUGACGGACUACGACCCCACGAUCGAGGACUCGUACACGAAGCAGUGCGUGAUAGACGAGCGAGCCGCCCGUCUGGACAUCCUGGACACGGCAGGACAGGAGGAGUUCGGGGCCAUGCGAGAACAAUACAUGCGAACGGGGGAGGGGUUCCUGCUGGUCUUCUCAGUCACCGACAGAGGAAGCUUUGAGGAAAUCUACAAGUUCCAGAGGCAGAUCCUCCGGGUGAAAGACCGUGACGAGUUUCCCAUGAUCCUCGUGGGCAACAAGGCCGACCUGGAGCUGCAGAGGCAGGUGACCCAGGAGGAGGGCCAGCAGCUGGCCAGGCAGCUCAAAGUCACUUACAUGGAGGCUUCAGCCAAGAUCAGGAUGAACGUCGACCAAGCCUUCCACGAGCUGGUCAGGGUGAUCAGGAAAUUUCAGGAGCAGGAGUGCCUGUCGUCCCCGGAGCCGCACCGCAGCGAGAGCGACAGCAGCGGCUGCCACUGCGUCAUCGUCUGAGUUCCCGGAGCCCAUCUCCAACUGGCUGCUGUCGCCAGUGUGUGCCCAUGCCUUCUGACACCACGUCUCUGUGGAUCACCGCUGCCUUCUUCUCUCUGUCUUUCUCUCUCUCUCUCACUUUCUCUCACACACACACACACACACACACACACACACAC